GGGAAUUAUUAUAAAAAAAAAACAUAUAAAAAAAACCAAAAGGAAAGAGCAAGUUUCGUUGGUAGGAGAAUUUGUUUUUUUGUUCAACCCAAAGCCUCGCCUCAUAGCUAGCUCCAGCCUUCGGCCUUUCAAAGAAUAACCGGAAAAAAAAAAAUGACCAGCAAAACAGCAGAUAUUAACCGAAAAAGCCCCAAACUCCUUCAAAAUUACAUUCUAGCCCUCUUCCUCAUCACCACAAUCCACUCCUCAAAAUCUCAGUCCAAUAUCUCGGCCUCCCGCCCGACCCCGCCCCCACUCCCGAUACUACCAAUCCCAACCUCACACCAGCUCUCAUGGCAGCUCGCGGAGAUGGCCCUUUUUUUUCACUUCGGCCCCAACACUUUCACUAAUUCAGAAUGGGGCACGGGCCACGCGGACCCUUCGGUUUUCGACCCGGACGCCGUCAACGCCACGCAGUGGGUAAAUGUGGCCAAGGACGCAGGUUUUUCCAGAGUCAUCUUGACUACGAAGCACCAUGACGGGUUUUGCUUGUGGCCUUCGCAGUACACAGAUUAUUCGGUGAGGUCGAGCCCGUGGAGGAAUGGGACCGGCGAUGUUGUCAAGGAAUUGGCUGAAGCUGCGAGAGCUAAUGGCGUUCAAUUGGGCCUCUAUCUCUCUCCCUGGGACAGGCAUGAGUCCUGCUACGGGAAGACGCUUGAGUACAACGAGUAUUAUUUGGGCCAGAUGACCGAAUUGCUUACCAGAUAUGGUGAAGUCAAAGAGGUUUGGCUAGAUGGUGCAAAAGGGGAAGGAGAGAAGUACAUGGAGUACUUCUUCGAUGAUUGGUUUAAUGUAAUUCAUCAACUUCAAGCAGGGGCCGUCAUAUUUUCGGAUGCAGGGCCAGAUGUGAGGUGGGUUGGGGAUGAGGCUGGAUUUUCUGGGACAACUUGCUGGUCUCUCUUCAAUCAGAGUAAUGCCAAAAUUGGCGGCACAGAUCCUGCAUAUUCCGGACAAGGGGACCCGUUAGGCCACGACUGGAUACCCGCCGAAUGCGACCCUGCACUCGCUCUCCUCGACCUAUACUACAAAUCCGUGGGCCGAAACUGCCUCCUCUUACUAAAUGUGCCCCCAAAUUCCUCGGGCCUCAUUGCGCAAGAAGACAUUCUCGUCCUUCAAGAAUUCACCAAAAUGCGAACCUCCAUAUUUUCCAACAACCUAGCCAGAGUUGCCACGGUUUCUGCCAGCAGCACCCGAGGCAGUAUAAACGAAUCUCUUUACAGCCCAGUUAACAUUCUUGAUGAAAGUGUGGAUUCGUACUGGGCUCCAGCAAGUGGGCCAGCAUCAUCGUCAUCAUCGGGCUGGGCUUUGUAUCUUGAUUUUGAUGAGGCUGUUGAAUUUAAUGUCGUGAUGGUGCAAGAGCCGAUCCAGAUGGGCCAGAGGAUUAUUGAGUUUCGUCUCGAUUUCGUGAAUGGGGAUGGGGAGUGGGAGGUGGGGGCUAAUGGGACGACUGUUGGGUACAAAAGGCUGUUGGUGUUGUUUCCUAGUGUAAAUAGUAGGCGAUUGAGGUUUGUUGUUGUUAAGAGUCGUGCUGAGCCUCUGGUUUCGUAUUUUGGUCUGUAUACGGACCCAUUUUCGGCUUCUGGGCAAGUUUUGGGAUUGAGAGGUAAUGGCAGUGAAGUCGUGCCGCCAAGGAAUCGCUGGAUUUUGAAGAGUUCCUAUUAA
This is a messenger RNA of Striga asiatica, 1701 nucleotides long. The record is from the annotation of a GenBank genome assembly. NCBI's taxonomy places the organism in Eukaryota, Viridiplantae, Streptophyta, Magnoliopsida, Lamiales, Orobanchaceae.